UGUGCGGCUAUUGUGCGGCUGCUGAGCAGCCAGCUGGGGGCGCUUGGUGGCUUCUGGCCAAUCCACCCCUCUCCUCCCGCGCGAGGGGGCAACCCCAGCCUGACUGGGAACAUCGAGCCCAAAUCUACCGGGGGUUACACUCAAAGUCUUCCCCCCGUCUUUCCACUCCGCUCAACUUCUCCACUUUUUGCCUACCGGAAACGCCGCCCCUUCCUCCUACAGUUCCGCCUGCCAGUCCCUCGACUCUUGUUUUCCUUCGCGCCCAGAGUGACGCUAAGGACUCCCUCCUUUUUUACAGUCCCUCCCCCUGCACGCAGGGAGAUUGUUGGAUGGGAUGAAGUGGAGCCCAGGGAGAGAGAGAAAACCAAUGGGAUUGGAUAAGCAGCUGCCAUGGCAACUGGAGGCUUUGGUUGUAUUGUCAUAGUAACCAAUGUAUGCUGACCGGGUGACCCUCCCUUGGCGAAUGGAUUCCCGGGAAGGCUUGGAGAGGCCGGGCCUGCGAAGAAGCAGGGCCUGAAGGCUGGCGGACGGCGGGCGGCGCUGAGCUGCGAGGCGGACGAGGGGUUUCCCCACUACUGUCUCGGGCUCUGGAAGGCGGGAUCCCACCAGGACGGGGUCCCUGAGGGAGGAGAACGGCACACGACAGCCGCGAUCCCUCUUCUGCUGAGGACAAGACUUUUCCCAGCGGAUGACCCCUUAUAGAAAUCUCUCAACCCUCCCCUCCACCCCCAAACACACCCUCGGCUACCGAGCCUCCUCGGAGUUCCCAGCGCGGCCUUCCAGAGCCAACCUCCCCGCAAGGAUGCCAGAGUGAGAGUGGGAACACAUACUAGAAGGCUAACGAGUGAAGAGACUUUCAAGAUCCCUGAGACCGCACUUAUUAAAGGACUGGAUCAAUGUAUAUUUGGAACGUGGUGUGUAAGUUUGAAGGAAGUGAAGGCACUGUCCAGGGUAUUAUGGAUACCACGAUGAAAAAGACUUGGUGCCUGUCUUGAAGGAACCUACCUUCUGGUAGAGAUACCAGAGAGUAGAGAAGUAAUUAGGAUGAAAUAUGAUGGGGCAGUAAUUAAGACACAUCGAGACACAAAAAGGAGGCGACCCCUGGAUCAGCGCGAGGGACCCAUCCGCACCAUGACCGAGACCACCAAGACCCAUGUUAUCUUGCUUGCCUGCGGCAGCUUCAAUCCCAUCACCAAAGGGCACAUUCAGAUGUUCGAAAGAGCCAGAGAUUAUCUGCACAAAACUGGAAGGUUUAUCGUGAUUGGCGGGAUCGUCUCUCCUGUCCACGACUCCUACGGAAAGCAGGGCCUUGUGUCAAGCCGGCAUCGUCUCAUCAUGUGUCAGCUGGCUGUCCAGAAUUCUGAUUGGAUCAGGGUGGACCCCUGGGAGUGCUACCAGGACACCUGGCAGACGACCUGCAGCGUGUUGGAACACCACCGGGACCUCAUGAAGAGGGUCACUGGCUGCAUCCUCUCCAAUGUCAACACACCUUCUAUGACACCUGUGAUCGGACAGCCGCAGAAUGAGACCCCCCAGCCCAUUUAUCAGAACAACAACGUGCCCGCCAAGCCCACUGCAGCCAAGAUCUUGGGAAAGGUGGGGGAGAGCCUAAGCCGGAUCUGCUGCGUCCGCCCGCCCGUGGAGCGCUUCACCUUUGUGGACGAGAAUGCCAACCUUGGCACAGUGAUGCGGUACGAGGAGAUUGAGCUGCGGAUCCUGCUGCUGUGUGGCAGUGACCUGCUGGAGUCCUUCUGCAUCCCGGGGCUCUGGAAUGAGGCAGAUAUGGAGGUGAUUGUUGGGGACUUUGGGAUCGUGGUGGUGCCUCGGGACGCAGCUGACACAGACCGAAUUAUGAAUCACUCCUCAAUACUCCGUAAAUACAAAAACAACAUCAUGGUGGUGAAGGAUGACAUCAACCAUCCUAUGUCUGUCGUCAGCUCAACCAAGAGCAGGCUGGCCCUGCAGCAUGGGGAUGGCCAUGUCGUGGAUUACCUGUCCCAGCCGGUCAUCGACUACAUUCUCAAGAGCCAGCUGUACAUCAACGCCUCGGGCUAGCGGCCACACAGCCUUCUGCUCCACUCUCCCCUCGUCCUCCGCCAAAACACCGGCCCCUCCAGUCUGUCAGUCCCCCUGUUUCUCUCCUGCCUCUCUGUUUGUCCAUCUCCUCAUCUUGACUGUUCUCCCCCUCCGCUGACUCAACCCUCCACAGUGUGGGGGACCUGCAGAGAACCACGGCAUCCCCCAUUCCGCAGUCAUCUUUGGACAAACUUUCCUCUAGUCUCCGGGUUGGGAGUGGGUGAGGGAAUAGGGGUGGGAAUUGGGGGGAAGUGCAGUCUUUGGAGAUGUGCGGGCAUCCAUAUCCCAGCAUGCUCUGGGGAGGUGGCUGUGGUGCCCAUCCUCCCAGCAUGCUCUGGGGAGGUGGCUCUGGCUCUUGCCUUCCCAGCAUGCCCUUUACCACAAAGGGCUAUUUUUCUUUUUCUCUCUUCUUUGAUUUCUUUUUGUUUUGUUUCUUGUUUUGUUUUGAUUUGUUUUUUAUUGUUGUUAUUCACCCCUCCUAGAACUUGGAUGAAAUCAGUGUCCAUGGUUCUUUAUGUUUGUAGACUUGAUGCAUUCCUGUGGAAUUACGUCCCUUCGCUAGGAGACUGUAGCCAGCCUCAACACUCAGUAAGUGCGCAAGGGCCACACCCAGUGACGGAAGUCAAGCCACCUCCGCUUUCCCGACAGCCCCCCACACCCAUCUACCUACUCACUCGCCCCCUAACCCCCUCUUCCCCCACAGCAGCAGCAGCAGCAGCCUGGGGUCAGGAGUGAGACUUUCAAGUUCUGAAACCUGGGAGGCAAGUCUGGGAAUAGUAGGGUUUUGUAGAAGAAUUUGAGUCCAUUUCUUUGGCUUCAAAAGACUAUUUUCCUGAUGCUCUGGGCCUAUGCUCACACAGAGCCGGUCCAUCUCCAUUUCCUGGUGGCCUCUGUACAGUUACUUAUUUGGCCUGUGACUGAUGGCAGAGUGUGGGUUUCCUGCCAGCCAGGCUUAUCCAAGGAUCCUUCAGAUCACCAUCUAAGCCAUUGGAGGCCAUACAUAGCCACAUCCCUCCAUCUGAGAAGGAUCAUACACGCAAGGCCAAAUCUUAAUAAUGCAGUCAUUUCUGAAAUAAAACAUGCUAGGAAUUCGCUCA
Messenger RNA from Pteropus alecto (black flying fox), 3173 nucleotides. RefSeq names its product nicotinamide nucleotide adenylyltransferase 2 (gene NMNAT2). The coding region runs from base 1045 to 2055 and encodes 336 amino acids. The transcript has 15 exons. The record is from RefSeq and is a predicted model, not a curated record. Gene Ontology annotation, cellular component: Golgi apparatus. Gene Ontology annotation, molecular function: nicotinate-nucleotide adenylyltransferase activity; nicotinamide-nucleotide adenylyltransferase activity. Gene Ontology annotation, biological process: NAD+ biosynthetic process. Lineage: Eukaryota; Metazoa; Chordata; Mammalia; Chiroptera; Pteropodidae.